CAAGAUAAUAAAUUAACCUUAUUUUGAAACAACUUGGAACAAAGCCACAGCUUGCGACUUCUGGAAGUUAGCAUGGGCCAACACAGAUCAGUGUAUUCAUGGUACUUACUUGCAAUUUCAUCACUCUCUCUCUGUUGUGGGUAAUUAUCAAAACUUUACCAGGAUCAAUAGACAUCCUUCAAAUGCCAACACUGGCCUUUCAAUGAAGCUUUUGGUACUGCUGCUAAAUGACCCUGCAACAUUGUCCAGUUGUCAAAUAUUACUGUAAAUACAUGCUAUAUUGAAAUUAAACAAAAACUGUUGUAUCCAUGUGUAUAGCUUCUGAACUGAGUUCUAAAAAGGCUGCAGGAAAUUUCAGUCUGUUACAGGAAUGUGGGUACUACCAGCUGCUUAGCAGAUGAUGGUUCGUCGUGGGACAGUAGCAUGGCUCCCUCGGAUAGUAGUUCUGCUUGUGUUCCUCUGCUGUGCAGCAUCUGUGUUCUACAUGUUGACUUGCACUCCAAGAGGUAACCAUCAGCAACCUGCAUUCCUCAGCGUUAACAGCCCAACAGGAAAAGAGGAAUAUCAGGCAAUCCUACAAGAAAGAGAAGAGCAUUACUGGGAUCACAUCAACAGUCUGAAGAGGCAGAUUGCUGAGCUGAAGGAUGAGCUUCAGAAAAGGAAUGAACAAUUGAAGAACAUGCAAGGUCAUGAUACUGACUCACUGGGGGUUAGACUAGACCCAGGGAACUCUGAGAAGUCCCAGAAAGCCCUGUUGCAGUUCCUCCAUUCCCAGAUAGACAAAGCAGAAAUACAUACUGGCAUCAAGCUAUCCACUGAGUAUGCUGUACUGCCCUUUGAGAGCUUCACCCAACAAAAAGUGUAUCAGCUGGAGAUGGGACUUACACGUCAUCCUGAGGAGAAGCCUGUGAGGAAGGACAGGAGGGAUGAAUUGGCAGAAGCGAUUGAGUCAGGCCUGGAGAUUUUAAAUAGUCCAAAGAGUAACAGCAACACACACCAUCGAAUGUACUCCAUCUCUGACUUCACAGAAGGCAUUCACCGGACUGAAAGAGAUAAAGGCACUCUAUAUGAGUUGACAUUCAAAGGAGACAAAGAAUAUGAAUUCAAGCGCAUUGUUCUGUUCAGACCGUUUGGCCCCAUCAUGAAGGUUGUGAAUGAAAACCUCAAUAUGGCCCACACCUUUAUUAAUGUCAUAGUGCCACUGGCAAAAAGGGCCAGCAAGUUUCAGCAAUUUAUGCACAAUUUCAGGGAGGUGGGUAUGCAGCAAGAUGGAAGAAUUCACCUGACUGUAGUUUACUUUGGAAGUGAACAAAUGAGUGAAGUCAAAGGAAUCCUAGAAAACAUAUCCAAAUCAGCUAACUUCAGGAAUUACACAUUUAUCCAGCUGAAUGAAGUAUUCUCCAGAGGGAAAGGCCUGGAUGUAGGUGCAAGAUUUUGGAAAGGAAACAAUGUUGUACUUUUUUUCUGUGAUGUAGAUAUAUAUUUCACAAUGGAAUUCCUGAACACGUGUAGACUGAACACACAACCAGGAAAGAAAGUAUUUUAUCCUGUUCUUUUCAGCCAGUACAAUCCAAGUCUAAUAUAUGGAUACCACAAUUCCAUUCCACCCUUAAAACAACAGCUGGUAAUAAAAAAAGAGACAGGAUUUUGGAGAGACUUUGGGUUUGGAAUGACUUGUCAGUUUCGAUCUGAUUAUAUCAAUAUUGGAGGAUUUGAUCUUGGCAUUAAAGGAUGGGGAGGAGAAGAUGUACAUCUGUACCGUAAAUACCUUCACAGCAACCUCAUGGUGAUCAGGACACCAGUCCGGGGCCUUUUCCACCUCUGGCACGAAAAGCAUUGCUUGGAUGAGCUGACCCCAGAACAGUAUAAGAUGUGCAUCCAGUCUAAAGCCAUGAAUGAAGCUUCUCAUGACCAGCUAGGCUUGCUGGUCUUCCAACGGGAGAUUGAAGCUCAUCGCCACAAACAAAAAGCAAACAGUAGGAAUGUGUGAAGCCAAAAUGGGUCUUUCACAAAGCAAAAAAGUCAAACCUAGAAUGGCCCUCUAAGAACAGUUUCGGGGGAGAGGAAAUUCCUGGACCUG
Candoia aspera is the source of this 2080-nucleotide messenger RNA. RefSeq names its product chondroitin sulfate N-acetylgalactosaminyltransferase 1 (gene CSGALNACT1). Bases 398 to 1990 code for a protein of 530 amino acids. NCBI's taxonomy places the organism in Eukaryota, Metazoa, Chordata, Lepidosauria, Squamata, Candoiidae. The transcript has 8 exons. Gene Ontology annotation, cellular component: Golgi cisterna membrane. Gene Ontology annotation, molecular function: glucuronosyl-N-acetylgalactosaminyl-proteoglycan 4-beta-N-acetylgalactosaminyltransferase activity. The record is from RefSeq and is a predicted model, not a curated record.